Molecule: messenger RNA, 665 nt
Organism: Lactuca sativa (garden lettuce)
Lineage: Eukaryota; Viridiplantae; Streptophyta; Magnoliopsida; Asterales; Asteraceae
Source: RefSeq, a predicted model, not a curated record
AUAUAUAUAUAUAUAUAUAUAUAUAUAUACCCAAGUACCUAAUGGGUUAGCUAUACAAUAACUUCAGUUCCACGAAGAACAUUGCGCGCCUUUCUGAAAAUACACUCAGAUCUAGCAAAAUGGCAGGGAGUACUGUAUGGCUUACACCUUGGGGAGGAAAGGGUGGAAACACCUGGCAAUUCAUAAUACCUGAUGGUGCUAGGAUUAUCAAGAUCAGUGUAAGAAGUGGAGACAUUCUAGAUUCCAUCUCCCUCACUUACAAAGAUGAGUCUGGCUACAUUUUUUCUGAAAAAUACGGUGGCAAUGGUGGCUUACUCCAUAAUAUUGAAUUGGCUGACAAUGAGAACCUCGUGGGGAUUAGUGGACGUUUUGGAACAUUUCAAAACAUAACGGCGAUUACGUCAUUCUCUUUCCAGACCAACAUUAAAACUUAUGGGCCAUUCGGCAUAAAUGGGGGGACUGAUUUCUCAGUUGGGCUGGCAGAAGGCAAGUUUUUUGGAUUCUAUGGAAGGAGUGGGAGUUACAUAGAUGCUUUGGGUUCUUACAACACUCCUAUCUUGCCAUGGGCACCGCCCAUGGUCUUACCGUCCAUCUACCAAUCCAUCCAUACUCAUCCAGAGUCGAACACGCAUCUCAUUAUACCCCAAUCAGGUGUUCGGUCAUGA